This is a messenger RNA of Rhizopus microsporus ATCC 52813, 9474 nucleotides long. RefSeq lists its product as uncharacterized. The transcript is spliced from 15 exons. The record is from RefSeq and is a predicted model, not a curated record. Gene Ontology annotation, cellular component: extrinsic component of membrane. NCBI's taxonomy places the organism in Eukaryota, Fungi, Mucoromycota, Mucoromycetes, Mucorales, Rhizopodaceae. Gene Ontology annotation, biological process: protein targeting to vacuole; late endosome to vacuole transport; mitochondrion organization. Bases 1 to 9474 code for a protein of 3157 amino acids.
AUGCUCGAAUCCGUUGUCUCAACACUCUUGAACAGAGUAUUGGGUGCUUACGUUUCUAACCUAAACUAUAACCAAUUAAAGAUUGGUAUAUGGUCAGGAGAGGUUAAACUACGCGAUCUCAAGCUCAGACGUGAUGCACUAGACAAAUUGAAUUUGCCAAUCGACGUUUUAGAAGGUUACCUUGGUGAGCUCACGUUAACAAUUCCUUGGAAUAAUCUAAGAGGAAAGGCAGUGCUUAUUGACAUCAAGGAUGUAUAUGUCUUGGCAGUGCCUCGAAAUGAGUCAAGCAUGACAACAGAAGAACUUGCGGAAAGAGAACAUGAAGCAAAAAUGAGAAAACUAGAAAAUGCAGAACUCAUGAUGCAACAUAUUGAGGACGACGCUAUUGAGAGUGCCAAGAAUGAUACGUUUGCAAAUCAACUUAUUACCAGAAUUUUAAACAAUCUUCAGUUUUCUAUCAAGAAUAUCCAUAUUCGUUAUGAGGACAAUGUGUCAACUCAGCAUCGAUUUGCAGCCGGGAUCACGCUGAAUGAACUGUCGGCUAUUACCACCGAUGAGAACUGGACACCCAAUACGAUAGGUGAAGCUGUGAAUACGAUAUUCAAGCUUGCAACACUAGAAUCGCUCUCUAUCUAUUGGGAUACAAAUAUCGAUUCUAUAGCAGAUGAUACUGAGCAUGAAUCCUUUAAGGCACUCAUUGCAACAAAGGAAAAUGUACCAAAAGAACAUCAAUACGUGCUCAAGCCCGUUUCGGGAACAGGAAGAGUCAAAUUCAACAAACAGUUUGGCAGCGGUGUUCCCAAGUUUGAAGCGUCUCUACUUUUCGAUGAACUAUCCUUUACGGUUGAUAACGAGCAGUAUCGUGACACCAUUCUCAUGAUCGAUUUGUUUCAUUCUUACCUAAAAAAGCAAAAGCAGUACAAGGAUCUUCGUCCACCUUCUGAUAUGACACCCAAGACGCAUCCAUUGGAAUAUUUUAGAUUUGCAGGCAAUGCUGUUCUUUCAGAGAUACACGAAAGAAACGAACGGUGGACUUGGAAACGACUUAAAAAAAGACGUGAUGAUCGUAUAGCGUAUAUCAAUUGCUAUGUGAAUCAUAAGCUUGAUAGAGCCACGCCUGAUGAGUUGGAACAAUUAGAGAAUCUUGAACGUGAAUUGAGCUUUGAAGAUCUUCGAUUUUACAGAAGUUUAGCGAAACCUAAGCUUAGAAGAGAAAAAGCACGACUUGCUGCUAUUGAAAAGAAACGUAAAAAAGAAGAAGCGGAAAGAAAGGCGAGUCAAGGCUGGAGUAUUAGUAGCUGGUGGUCUGGAAGUAGUAGUGCUACUGGAAAAGGACAACCUAGUGGAGAGGCUGAUGAUGACUUGGUCAUAACAGAAGAGCAAAAGCAAGAGUUUUAUGACGUUAUCGAUUAUGAUGCAGAUAAAGCAGCGAUUGCAGCUUCAGUAGACUUACCAAAAGAUACAAUGCUGCUCUCACUAAACAUCGUGCUCAACCAAGGCUCAUUUAACGUUCGCAAGAAUCCACAUGAACAACCUAUUGAUCUACUCUCACUUGUUUUUGAUAACUUUGUGUUAGGGUUUACAAAAUACGUCGAAUCAUUUACUGCGACAGCUGCCUUGGGCGAUAUGAACCUAUAUGACAAGCAGCGACCAGAAUCGCCUUAUUAUAAGCUAAUGGGGGCUAAAGAUAAGGAUACUAGCCAUAGGAAAUCAGUUACUUUAGAUAAUCAGCUAAAAAAUAUAACCGGUGUCGUCAGAGAUCCCUUUUUCACAGCGACCUUUGAAUAUAAGCCUUUGGACAACCGAGCAGAUAAUGCAGCGGCGCUUUAUAUGCGCAAUAUUGAUAUUGUUUAUAAUCCUGAAAUAAUUCGCGAGUUGAUCGUAUUCUUUACGCCACCAGAGACUAGUGCAGACAGUAUUAAUGCCUUGAUCGAAGUAGCAGGUGAUACAUUUGAGGGCAUCAAGAAACAGACAAGGGCUAGUUUGGAGUAUGCACUAGAACAACAUACUACGUUUGAUCUAAAGGUUGACAUGGAUGCCCCGGUUAUUAUUAUUCCAGAAAACUGCACAUCAACUUCAUGUCGUGCUAUCGUCAUUGACGCGGGUCAUAUUAAUGUUGAAAGCAACUUGUCUUCACCCGAAACGCGCACUCAAAUGAAAUCAAAAUCAGGUCCCGAGAUGUCAGCUGAAGACAACCUUCGAUUCCGUAGUCUGAUGUACGAUCGAUUUACGAUUCAGUUAACAGAGACAAAAGUUCUCGUUGGUGAUUCGCUUGAUACCUGCCUUGUGCAAAUACGUAAUCCCCGUCCAGAAUUGAGCUAUCUUCAUCUGAUUGAUCAUAUUGACAUGACGUUCUUGCUCGAGCUCUGUAUCAUUCGUAAAUCUGUUGACAUGCCUCGAUUUAAAGUAUCUGGGCAUUUACCUUUGCUCAAAGUCAACUUUUCUGAUACAAAGUACAAGGCUCUUAUGCAGUUACCUCAACUUAUUGAAGCAUCUGGUAUACUAGGAGACAGAGCAAACAGUCCUAUUGACGAGACAUCAGUGAAUAAUCAAGUAGAUCAGUACUUGUUUAGAUUGAUGAAUAUUCCUUUAUGGAGUAACCCAGAUGAUGAUAUGCUACUAGAAAGCGAUAGCGAGUCGAGUGAUAUCUAUACAGACUCUGUAGCGGAUACGGUGGAUACCCAGACUACGAACGCGACAUCUACUCACAGUGUAAAACCAAAGCAAGACGCAGUUAAUAUCGAAGAACGACUGUUUGAGUUAGACUUUAAAGUGGACCAGGUGCUUGCAAAUAUACUUGAAACUCAAAAGGUUGAAAAGACGCAAGAAACUCUGCUAUGUGAAGUAGAUUUGAAAAGCUUAAAAUUAAAUUAUAGCAUGCGACCUAUGGACAUGUCAGUUCAUGUUUCACUCAAGUCGUUGGACGUUACUGAUAAGAUGAAGCAUGGAAAUGAAUUCAAAUACCUUGUUACCUCUGACCAAAGCAUUCUUCAGUCAGGCCUUCCUGGUGAAUCGGAACUAAAGGAGCUCGUGAAUAUUGAAUACGUACAGUGUAGUAAGCAGAGUCCUGAGUAUUUGACAAAGCACAAAGGAAUUGACCAAACGAUUCACGCCACUCUAUCUACACUCAACUUUAUUGUAACGCGUAGUUCUGUACUUACACUUCAUAACUUUAUCAUGCAUACUUUUGUGGACAAUGAAGACAUGAAGAAUAGUAAUCAACAGGUUACCAAAUCACCCAACAUAAGACGUACGUCAUCUACGCCCUAUCCAGCGAUACCAAGCUUAAGCCAGUCAAAUAAGGACAACAACAAUGUGUAUGUCAGAUUACUUCUUGACAGUGUCAACUUUGUGUUGAACAAUGAUGGUCAACGUCUUGCUACUGGAGAAUUGUCUUUGGGUGACCUCACAACCAUCAUUUCGGACGGCCAAGUUAACGUUGCUGCUAAAUUUGCUAACUUCACUCUAACGGAUGAUGUGAGUCCUGCAAAAGCGCUUGGAUCAAGGAAUAUGGCAAACCAGCUGUUGACUAUUCAAGGCGAAGAAUUGAUUGACUUAAAGUACACGUCCUUUGUUAAUGAUGGCAGAAAAGAUUAUCCUGGUUACGAUCAUGCAGUGUAUCUUCGCAUGGGUUCUGCACAAUUCAACUUUUUAGAAGCACCUGUUUAUCAAUUGAUGCAGUUCUUGAGUAAAUUUGCCGAAAUGAAAUCGACCUAUGACAUAGCUCGUCAAGCUGCCUUGGAAUCAGCACAGCAGCUUAGCGAGGCAGCUACAAAAACCCACUUUGACAUCGUGAUAAAGACACCCGUCGUUCUGUUUCCCGAGUUCCACCAAGGCUCAUCAGAUCUCGUUGUCGCUCAUUUAGGCGAAAUUUGGGCCUCCAACACGUUUGUCAAUGAGAAUGGCCGCUCCAUCAACUCUAUAAAAGCGGGCCUCAGAGCAAUCAGUCUUACAUCCAAAUUUUAUUUCAGACGUUCUAAUAAUCAAAUGCAACUGCAAACGUUACCCAUUGUAGAUGAUAUUGACGUUAAUUUUGUCAUACAAGUCUCACAGCAAGGGCAGCUUGACAGUUCAAGUGUGGACAUUCAAGGCAGCAUUAGCGAUAUUUCUAUGAAAGUAACUGAGCGACAGUACAUCUUCCUUAUGGAAGCGAUAAACAUGCUUUCACGUAUCUUUUCAUCCCCAGAAGGGGGCAACAAACAGUCAACAAGCAGCUUAGCUAACACAGCCAUGUCAGGAAACCUUAGCCAAAGAUAUGCUGAAGCUGUCAGCGAAAGCAGCGGUAACUAUGCUUCUCCUGAAAUCACAAUGACAAUUCAUGCAAACAUGAUUAAAUUGGAAGUCUAUAUGGGCGAAGGUGCUGAUAUACAAUCACCCACCAGUUUAGCUUGUUUUGCUCUACACAACAGUAAUGUGGAUUUGCAUAUGGAUAGUGACAGUAGCAUAGAUAUCCUCGUCGUUGUACCCUCGCUUACUGUAGACGAUACAAGACCCGGCAUCAAAAGCGAAUAUAAAAAUAUUGUCCCAGUUAUUGAAAAUGGCAAUCAAUUUGAAUUACAGUUGGACCUGAAGCCACCCACUCCUUCUCGCACAGGAGUCAUGAUGAUGACUAUCAGAGAUUCUAAGGUUAUUUUAUCGCUUGAUCACGUCUUUUCGUUAUUGAACUUUUUCAUGCUGCCUUUCAACGAUAAAAAUCAGUCAUGGUCUGAACGGGAACGACCAGAAGACGGCGUACAGUCAUCUAACAUCGACCUAUCUUAUAUCGUAAAAGUUUUGAACGCUGAAUUUGUUUUGCUUGCUAAUCCCGAGAAACUGGAUUCAGAGGCAAUCGUUCUGUCAACUGAAGAAUUAAUGGUCACUCAGCAAGCAAAGACGGCUCUUGUUGUAAAGCAAAUGGGUAUGUUCCUCUGUAGAAUGGACAUGCGUCAAAAGUCUACUCUGAGAUUUAUUCAACCGUUUGAUGUGAAUUUGUCAAUGAACAGUAACCCAAGGAAUGAAAAGGGGGGUUUACUGACAGAUAUUGUCAUGAACAUUGACCCUUUGAUUAUGCGAGUUUCUUAUUGCGACGUCAUGCUAAUUACUGAUAUUGUCAAUAAUGCAUUUGAUCUUUACACUGCCAGCAUGGGAGGUGAUAAGCAAAUGACAAAAACGGAAUAUGCACAGGGCCUGCUGUCGCCAUCACUUGUGACCUCACAAAAGGAUGCGGAUAGUGUUAAUGCAAUUGCUCUUGCCCAAGAAUCUCUUCGUAUCUCUUUUCAAGGCGCUCAAGUCAUUUUAAUUGAAGAAUUACAUGAGACACCUAUGGUUAUUAUGUCCUUGAAGCCUUUCAAUCUAGAAGUGUCCAACUGGUCAAAAGAGCUUGCUGCUUCUGUCCAACUCUAUGCACACAUCAACUAUUUCAACAUCAAAAACUCCCACUGGGAACCAUUAGUUGAACCAUGGAACUUUAAGUUGGAGCUGUCUCGAAACCCAACUGUCGGAAAUGAUGUUACCCAUGUGAAGAUCAUAUCUAACAAUACCCUUAAUCUUAAUAUCACUCACACCUUCUUGGAAAGUGCAGUAUCUAUUGUCCAGAUGUUAGAUAAGCAGAGAGAUACUGUCUAUAGCGGCGAAAGAGGCACUGUUGCGCCAUACGAGAUACGUAACAGAACUGGUUACGAUAUCACUAUCUGGAAUUCUACAAAUUCAAACGAGGGUCCUACACUUAAAGAACUGAAGGACGGUGAAAGCAUACCAUGGUGGUUUGAGGAUUGGAGAAAGCGUCGUGAGACAACUGAGGUUACCAGUAAUAGUUUGAAUGUCCAAAUUGAUGGAGCUCAAUGGAGGAGCCUUCGUGAUAUCCAGCUCGAUACAGAGGGAGAACAUAUGCAUGCACUCGAGCCAAGGCUUGAUAAUGUUCAGCAUCAUAUUGUUUUUGAUGUUAAACUCGCUAAUAACAUCAAGGUUGUGACCAUUAGGUCCUCAUUUGUAGUUGAAAAUCGAACCCUGCUUCCUGUUGAUCUCGUCAGUAUCAAUCCUGACGGAAAGACGAGUUCACAUAUUGUCAAGAUUACUCCUAGUGAAGACUAUGCUAUCCCGAUUGAGCAAGCUUACUCUCACAGAUUCUGUAUUAGACCAGACGAAGGCUUUGGCUACCAUUGGGCACAGCGCGCUUUCCACUGGAGAGACUUUGCUACACCUAUCAAGCCUCCAAAUGCACUUUCUUGUCUUUCAGGAAAUAGGGAAAUGCCACCAUUUAUCUUUCAUGUGGAUGCUCGUUUGGAUAAAAAGAACAUUUUGUAUGGUCAAUACCCUGCCAUGGCCAUCAAGUUAAGCGCUCCUAUUGAGAUUGAAAAUCUGUUGCCUUAUGACUUCAAUUUCCGUAUUAUUGACAAGACGUCUGGUCAAGACUUUAGCUCUUUUCUGCGCAAGGGUGGUGUGAUGCCUAUUCACGUCAUAGAAAAUGGCCAUCUUGUGCUCUUAAGUAUUGAAAUUCCGGAUACCGAUUAUCGUAAAAGUGAUUAUGCUAUUAUCAGCACAAAGAGAACGGAUGAUCUUGACGUGGAUCGUUCCAUUGAACUCGUUCACAAGAAUGACAAGAACAACAAGCUACACAUUCGUAUCAACACCAUGGAUGUACCAGGAUCAGGAGGCGCUAAAAGGUAUAGCAUAUUUAGUCCUUACAUCAUCAUGAACAAGACUUGGUUGCCCAUUAGCUUCAAGGAGAAGCAUACUUGGUCUGAUGCAUUUAUGUCUAACAGUGAUAAUGUUGUGACAUGCAAGCCGGGCCCUAAACCAGAGCCUUUUAUGUUUUCAUAUCCCAACAUGGACAACCGUAACAGAACGCUGAUCAAAGUGGAUAAAUCAGAUUGGAGUCAGCCAUUAAGCUUUGAAGCGGUUGGAAGCGUGUAUGAUGUUGUGCUCCCAAAUACAAAUCGUUCUGAAGAGAUUCACGUUGGUAUUCAUGUGCAGGAAGGACAAGGAAGAUUUAAGCUGACCAAGACGAUUACGAUAACUCCACGCUUUGUGUUGAGUAACCAAAUGAAUCAAAACAUCCGAUACCGUGUGCCCGAGACUAAGGAUGAAUAUACAUUGGAAGCCGGGCAACGAAUACCAUUGUAUAACAUUCGCGUCCAGAAUGAAAAGCAGUUAAGCAUAAAGUUGGAAGGAUUCAGCAAUGCAUGGUCAGCGCCUUUUAAUAUCCAAGACAUAGGCGACGUUCACGUACGACUAUCAAACGAUUAUGGUGAGCCAGAUGUGCUCAUUAGGGUAUCAGUUUUGCUUCAAGAUGCAACCAUCUUUAUUGUUUUAACCAAAGAGGAAAACUGGCCAUAUUUGCUUGUCAACAAGACAGAUGAAGACAUGAUCUUUUACCAAGAAGACCCUGUCCUUUUAAGAGACGACUCUACUCCAGUACGUAAUCUUAGAAUCAAACGAUACAGAUUACCUGCUAAGCAAGCGGUUCCUUAUUCAUGGGACCUGCCUGCUUAUAAAGACAAAAAGAUGAUUCUCUCAAUCAAUGGUCGCGAAAGAAGCAUUAAUCCACAAGAAAUUGGCACAUUGCCACCAUUCCGUCAUGCAACACGUAGUGGCAACCCAUCCAUCACUUCUAUAGAUAUUAAGAUUCAAGCUGGCCGUCGGGUUGUAGAGUUGACGCCUUAUAGACAGAGUGAAAGCCAAUUUAAGCCAGUGUCAGGCUCCCUAUCACGCUCAUCAUCCAUGUCAUCGGUAGAUAGUGCUGCUCGUGAAGGAUUUGAAGUUGUGGAUGUUGAUAUGAAAGUGAACGCAGUGUUCCAGCUUCAACUUAAGGAAGUUGGUAUAUCCUUGAUUGAUAGACAAUUGCAGGAGCUUGCCUAUAUUACUUUUAGAGGCAUUGACUUGAAACUCUCUGAUUCCACCCUGUACCAUUCACUUCGCUGGAACGUUGACUGGGUUCAAAUAGACAAUCAGAUGCAUGGCUCCGUCUUUCCCAUACUGCUCUACCCCACCAACUCGACAAACAGUGGAGACCGAACCAAGAACAAUAAUAAGAUACUUCCAACUGUUCAGCUGGCCCUAGACAGAGUCAAAGACAGCUCACAUGGUGUCAUGUACUUUAAGUACUUUUCUAUCCUUCUACAAGAAAUGAGCGUGGAAUUAGACGAAACAUUUGUUUAUGCCAUGUUAGACUUUACUAAUGUCAGUCAUCCGACUAAUGAAGAGCCCAGAGACAAUGAUGAUGUUGACACCUGGAAUUAUUCUGCGGAUAUUCCGGAUGUUAGACCGGGUAAUGAUACAGCACAGAUCUAUUUUGAAGUAUUCAGUAUUCAGCCUAUUCGGUUUAAUCUUUCAUUUUUACGAGUUUAUCAAGACGAUGCGAAUCUCCCACAAUCCCAUGCUGCUAUUGCUUAUCUCGUGAAUGCAUUGACAAUGACUAUCGGAAACAUCAACAGUGCGCCUCUAAGGUUCAAUGCUUUGGCUAUCGAAAAUAUGAUGGCUAGUCCAGCCGAUUUAGCCAACAAGAUGUUUAUACACUAUAGCGAUCAAUUCAUUUACCAGUUCCAUCGUAUCUUGGGUUCUGCUGAUUUCCUGGGCAAUCCAGUGGGUCUCUUCAAUACUGUAAGCUCAGGUGUAGCUGAAUUAUUUUAUGAGCCUUGGCAAGGCCUAAUCAUGAGCGAUAGACCUCAGGAUUUAGGGUAUGGUAUUGCCAAGGGGUUCAGUGGGUUUAUUCGAAAAAGUGUCUUUGGUGUCUCUGACAGCUUCACAAAGUUUACUGGCAGCAUUGGUAAGGGCCUAAGCGCCGCUACGAUGGAUAGAGAGUAUCAGGAUCGUCGAAGGAUGAACAUGUCUCGAAACCGACCUAAACACGCUUUGGUGGGUGUUACUCAGGGAGCCACAUCCUUUGCCAGCAGUAUUGCCAGUGGUUUUUCUGGUCUUGUGACACGACCUGUUGAAGGUGCGUCAAAGGAAGGUGUCGGAGGUUUCAUCAAGGGCUUCGGAAAAGGUCUAGUUGGUGCAGUGACAAAACCAGCUGUUGGCGUUUUUGACUUUACAAGCAACAUAUCGGAAGGAAUACGAAAUACAGCAACCCCUAAUGAUACAAACAUGAUCGAACGUGCACGAUAUCCUCGUUAUAUUGGGCCUGAUGGUAUUCUUAAACCUUAUUCAUUACGUGAAUCCAUUGGUCAGCAUUGGCUCAAGGAUGUUGAUGGAGGCAAAUAUAUGCAGGAUACUUACUUGGCUCAUUGUCAUGUACAAAACGAUGAGCGAGUAGCCAUGCUGACAAAUAACCGUGUCAUGCUUAUUCGAACAAGAAGACUAGCAGUCGAAUGGCAAGAACCGUUCUCUGAUAUUCAAACGUUCAAACGUGAACCUACGGGUAUCAUCAUCUAUCUUCGCGACCAAAGCCCUGAACGUUUCUUGAUCAUCUCAGACAAGCACAGUCGUGAAGAUUUCUUUAAAAAGAUCGAAGGUGCUGUGCACAAAUAUAAUUUGACACGACGCUCUGCUGAAUAG